Messenger RNA from Macadamia integrifolia, 1038 nucleotides. Its product is annotated as cytosolic sulfotransferase 5-like. Bases 1 to 1038 code for a protein of 345 amino acids. The transcript has a single exon. NCBI's taxonomy places the organism in Eukaryota, Viridiplantae, Streptophyta, Magnoliopsida, Proteales, Proteaceae. Gene Ontology annotation, cellular component: cytoplasm. Gene Ontology annotation, biological process: sulfation. Gene Ontology annotation, molecular function: sulfotransferase activity. The record is from RefSeq and is a predicted model, not a curated record.
AUGGCUCAAAUCCCUCCUUACAAAAUAUGUUUUGUACUCAAAAGCAAAGAAGAAGAGGAAGAAGAUGAGAAAAUCUACAAGAGAUGCAGCGAAAUUGCUGCAGCUACACUUCCCACAACUGAAGGUUGGACGGGUAAACCAAUGUUCCAGUACCAAGGCGUUUGGUACAACUCUGGAUUGCAUGGUAUUGGGCCAUUGGCAGUUCAAGAUCACUUCAAGGCAAGACCCAGUGACAUUCUUCUUGCCAGCAUCCCCAAGAGUGGAACAACUUGGCUGAAAUCACUAGCCUUUGCUGUCAUCAGUCGCAAAUCUAAUCCUCCUUCAGCUCAGCAGCAGCACCCUUUGCACAUAUUCAACUCGCAUGAUCUCGUGCCAGGGCUGGAGACGUUGCUAUAUAACAACUUGUUGAAUGGUAAUCGAAUUCCUAACCUCGAUGUCCUUCCAUCACCGCGAUUGUUUAGCACACACAUGCCUUACCCAUCACUACCACAAUCUGUAGCACUUUCAGGCUCUCGGAUUAUUUAUAUUUGUAGGAACACUAAGGAUAACCUAGUAUCUUGGUGGCAUUUUCUCAACAAAAUAAGGACUGAUCUUUCCUUGGAGCCUAUGAAAUUGGAAGAUUUCUUUGAGUUGUUUUGCAAAGGGAUGACUGCAUUCGGGCCAUUUUGGGAUCAUGUAAUGGGUUAUUGGAGAGAGAGCUUAGAGAGGCCUCAAAAUAUGCUAUUCCUCAAGUACGACGAGAUGGUGGCUGAACCAGCUAUUCACUUAAAAAGGAUUGCAGAGUUUAUGGGAUGUCCCUUCUCCUCAGUGGAAGAGAAGGAAGGAUUGGUUGAUGAAAUAAUAAAGCUCUGCAGUUACGAGAAUUUAAGCAAUUUGGCAGUGAAUAAAACAGAAAAAAAUGCUUCUGGUCUUCCGAAUAGUAGCUACUUCAGGCAAGGUAAUGUUGGAGAUUCGGCAAAUUACCUCUCACCUGAGAUGUUGGAGCAGCUUGACCGCAUCACAGAGCAAAAAUUUCAAGGUUCGGGCUUAAAGCUCUAA